This is a messenger RNA of Phanerochaete carnosa HHB-10118-sp, 2526 nucleotides long. RefSeq lists its product as uncharacterized. Gene Ontology annotation, biological process: ribosome-associated ubiquitin-dependent protein catabolic process; rescue of stalled cytosolic ribosome. The record is from RefSeq and is a predicted model, not a curated record. NCBI's taxonomy places the organism in Eukaryota, Fungi, Basidiomycota, Agaricomycetes, Polyporales, Phanerochaetaceae. Bases 356 to 2434 code for a protein of 692 amino acids. Gene Ontology annotation, cellular component: RQC complex. The transcript has 8 exons.
CGAUAUGCCACCGAGAUUGAACAAGCGGCAGCUACGUGAACUUGAAGAAUUACAGGCUUUGGAAGUAAGACCUGAGGUCAACGCAGAGGAAGAAGACGCUCAAGACGAGGAACCAAGUCCACUUCCAAAAAAGACGACCGGAAGUUUUGCAGCGCUGAUGGCUACCGAUGAGGGCGACGAUGAAGAGAGUGAAGAAGAAGAGGUAUCGCGUGUGACCAAGUCCAAGAAGAAAAAGAAAAAGAAGAAAGCAUCUGGAGUAUCUGCCGCAGCUGAACCCUCUACCCCCGUCGCAUCCGCCAGAAACGCACCCGCGAAGCCCUCCCCCGCAGCCACGGAGGAGGGUACGUUAACAAGCAUGUCUAAGAAGGAUAAGAAGGCUCUCAAGAAGCAAAAAGCUAAGGCUGCGAAAGAGGAAGGUGAUGAGCUCGAUAGAGCACUGGCCGAGCUAUCCCUGAAGCAUCCCGAGCUCAAACAAGUUGCGCAACAUGCACCCGCUACGAAGGCCUCUGGCAAGUUCUACUCCCUCCUCGCAGUGUCGCAGUCGAACUUGGAUGCUGAGGCAGAGAUGCGCAAGUUCUUUGGCUCAAAGGUCAUUUCUGCUUCCAAAGCAUCCAGUUCCGGAUCUUCUAAUGGGCCUGCGAGACGUCAACCGACUGCUGUCCGUUCAAUCUUGACCCGACCUCAGUCAACCUGGUGGCCUACGAGUUAUCGUCAGGGUCUAUCGUCGCGUAUGCUUAGCGAAGAAGAGACUGCAGAGCGAAGCGUGCGACACCAGUGGAACGAAGAUAUCCCCGGCGAGCGGGUUUGGACGGUCGAGUACAGCCGGAAGUACCGUGGUAUGACGAAAACAUUUAUUCAGAUGGUCAUGUCUGGAGAUCCUGAAGGUCUCUUCCAUAUCUUGCGAAGCUUCCCUUACCACGCCGACACCUUGCUCCAGCUUUCGGAGGUGUACUUCCAUCGCGAAGAGCAUAGCACGGCGGCGGAUUUCAUUGACAGAGCCUUAUUUACAUAUGAACGAGCCUUCGUUGGCGCCUUCAACUUUACAAGCGGCCAAAACCGGCUCGACUUCGAUCGUGUCGAGAAUCGUCCGUUCUUUCUGGCCAUACAUAGACAAGUCUCAGACUUGCAACGUCGCGGCUGCGUCCGUACCGCCUUCGAAUUUGCGCGGCUCCUUUUCGGCCUUGACCCUGCAAUAGACCCGCACGGCUCACUGCUUCACCUCGACUUCCUCACUAUCAAGGCCGGCAUGCAUCAAUGGUUACUUGAUCUCUGGGAUACGCAAUGUCAGAUGGGCGCAGAGUGGCAGGGCCGUGCACAUGUACGGGCAUUGCCUGGAUGGGCGUAUGCCAGAGCGUUGGCGCUGUUUAUUCUGGAGGAGGAGAGGAAAGACAAUGAACACAAACGCAGUACAGAGGCACUUCUCGAGGCUGUGAAUGCUUUCCCGUCGGUGGUGCCGCUAUUGGCAGACAAGGCGGACAUCAUACUUCCUGGUGCAAUUCGAGCCCACGCUGCGUUCCGCAUUCAUACAGAUGCAAGCACGCUCUCAGACUAUUCCCAUGCGAUUCUUCAUUUACUAUCGCAUCUUUAUGCCUUGCGGUCCGCAUCGUUGUGGAAGGUCAAAUCUCGUGCGGCGUGGUUCGCUAAGACGGUAAGCAUCCUUGAAGGCAAGCUGCCGUCUAUGACCUUUGGCACUUCAUCAAAGUCUACUUCCCCUUCCCCUUCGUUAUUCCACUCCCUCUACUCCCGGCCAGCCCUCACCUACUCUGUGUAUCGGCACGUCAUCGUCCUCGAGUCUGUUACACGCGCAGGGCGCCUCUUUGGCUUCCUGCCACCUAACAUCCUCACCUCAAAACAACUUGCGUGCGACCCCGUCCCACCACCAACACGCAUCAGUGAGUAUGAUCCACCGUUCUUCGAGGGCGCCGAAGAUCCACUGGCGACGCGCCCGCGCAACCGACGCGACAAUGCACGGAUGCUUGAGCAACUCGUGCCCGACCCUGUCUUCCGACGGCAGUUAGAGGACUUCUUCAACGCGAACCCGCAGUUCGCGCAGCGCUUCCCUGGCGGUGUCGUGGAGUUUGCGCAGGUCGCGGCACAGAUGCCCGAGGAGGUGCUCGAAGACCUCAUGAUUGAGGUUGCGAAUCACGGUGGUGCGGCGUUCGAGGGCGCUCAGCACAGGAAUAUGCCCGGGCAGAUGCCUGGACUCGAAGGGCCCGAUGGCGACGACCUGCCUGAUCUGCCGCCUGUUGCUGGGCAAGCUCCUGCUGAAGAAGAAGACGAUGGGGAGGAAGAGGAGGAAGAGGAAGAGAUCGAAGCGGCGCCGUUGCCUGUACGCCUGCUUCGCAACGUCAUGAAUCGCUUCUGGGGUGGCGGCGGGAACCAGAAUGAUGAAUCCUCUGAAGACGAACUGCGGGACGAUGCUGGUGUAGACUAAGAGGUAACCUGAACGGAUAGGAGCCACAUUGAUGAUCUUAUCAUGUAUUCAUUGUACGGCGUGUUGUAAUGUGAAGAUUCCGCUUUGUCCCC